Messenger RNA from Alternaria ethzedia, 789 nucleotides. RefSeq lists its product as uncharacterized. The record is from RefSeq and is a predicted model, not a curated record. Gene Ontology annotation, molecular function: oxidoreductase activity. NCBI's taxonomy places the organism in Eukaryota, Fungi, Ascomycota, Dothideomycetes, Pleosporales, Pleosporaceae. The coding region runs from base 1 to 789 and encodes 262 amino acids. The transcript is spliced from 3 exons.
AUGGAUAAUAGCUCGCUUUUCGAUGUUAAAGGCAAAGUCGUCCUCGUCACAGGCGGCGCGAAAGGCAUUGGUCGCAUGAUUAGCGAGGGUUUCAUCCAGAAUGGCGCCACCGUAUACAUCUCUUCGCGCGAUGCGAAGGCUUGUGAGCAAGCGUGCAAGGAACUGAACGCGCUCGGACAGGGCAAGGCCGACUUCAUCGCUGCGGAUCUGUACAAGGAAGAUGCAGCAAAGUACAUAGCCGACGAGCUGAAGAAGAGAGCAGGCAAGCUUGAUGUCAUCGUCAACAACAGCGGAAGUAACUGGGGCGAGUCUUACGACAACUAUCCCUCCGCCGCAUGGGACCGCGUCCUCAACCUCAACCUGAAGCGCGUCUUCCAGCUUACCCAAGCCGUCACGCCCCUCCUCGAAGCCGCCUCGACCCCUACAUCUCCCGCCCGCAUCAUCAACAUCGGUAGCGUCGACGGUCUGCGCGUCCCCGCCCUCGAGACAUUUGCCUAUUCCGCCUCCAAAGCCGGUCUCCAUCACAUGAGCAGAGUACUAGCAAGUCACCUCGGCAAGCGCGGCAUCACGAGCAACACGAUCGCGUGCGGUCCCUUCCAAAGCAAGAUGAUGAAGGCUACAUUGGAGAAGUUCAAGGAUGUCAUUGAGAGCGGGAUACCCUUGGGACGCAUUGGCAGCCCAGAGGAUGUUGCAGGUACAUGCAUUUGGUUAUCAAGCCGAGCCGGAUCAUAUGUCAACGGCGCUACUAUCGCGCUGGACGGUGGUAGUGUCGUCGGCGCGAAGUUGUAA